AUGAGAACCGCUCAAGUGGCUGCCUUUGGAACUCUGCUCGCCGGCUGUUUGCUCCUGCUGGUGCUGCCCGUACAGUCGGCACCCGGUACACCCGAAGGCCGUGUGGUGGGCGGUGAGGAUGCGGCCAAGGCGCAGUUUCCCCACCAGAUCUCCCUGAGAAAUGCCGGUUCCCAUACUUGUGGCGGUUCCAUUCUGUCCAAGAACUACAUCCUAACCGCCGCCCACUGUGUGAUCAACGCGAAUGCGGCCAGUUUGACCAUUCGAGCGGGUUCCAAUGAUCGUCUGAGCGGGGGAGUGCUCGCCCAAGUGGCCGAGGUGAUUAUCCACGAGGAGUACGGAAGUUACCGCAACGACGUGGCCCUGCUGCGCCUGGAGACCCCUCUGAUCCUGUCCACCAACAUUCAGACCAUCGAUCUGCCCACCGAGGACACGCCCGCGGAUGUGGACGUCAUCAUUUCCGGCUGGGGAAGGAUCAAGCAUCAGGGCGACGUGCCCCGCUAUCUGAAGUACAACACCUUGCAGUCCAUCUCCUUGGACAGGUGCGACGACCUGAUUGGCUGGGGAAUCCAGAGUGAACUGUGCCUCAUCCACGAGGCCGACAACGGCGCCUGCAAUGGGGAUUCUGGCGGUCCGGCCAUCUACAACAACCAGGUGGUGGGCGUGGCCGGGUUCGUCUGGUCCGCCUGUGGAACCAGCUACCCGGAUGGAUACGCACGGGUCCACUUCCACAACGAAUGGAUCAGGAAUAACUCGGAUGUGCAAUGAUUCCGAUUUUACAGACUGCAUUUUCGAAAACUAAAUAAAAUGUUGGUCAAUUAUUA
Drosophila subpulchrella is the source of this 821-nucleotide messenger RNA. RefSeq names its product serine protease SP24D-like. The transcript has a single exon. The record is from RefSeq and is a predicted model, not a curated record. NCBI's taxonomy places the organism in Eukaryota, Metazoa, Arthropoda, Insecta, Diptera, Drosophilidae. Bases 1 to 765 code for a protein of 254 amino acids. Gene Ontology annotation, molecular function: serine-type endopeptidase activity. Gene Ontology annotation, biological process: proteolysis.